Molecule: messenger RNA, 3726 nt
Organism: Sciurus carolinensis (gray squirrel)
Lineage: Eukaryota; Metazoa; Chordata; Mammalia; Rodentia; Sciuridae
Gene: Agpat5
Product: 1-acylglycerol-3-phosphate O-acyltransferase 5
Exons: 8
Coding region: 351-1445 (364 amino acids)
Cellular component (GO): mitochondrion; endomembrane system
Molecular function (GO): acyltransferase activity
Source: RefSeq, a predicted model, not a curated record
CCCCGCCCCCGGCAGGGGACCUGGUGACGGGCGAGGGUCAUGGGGUGUCAGCGCUCCUGAGCGGCGAGCCCCACAGGGCCACGCGUCCCCUCGCGCUGCGGCCAGGAGCAGCGCGCCGCCCGCACUGCCCGCACUGCUCGCCCGCGCCCCGGCGGCGGCGCGGCCCAUGCGGCUGGGGACGAAGGCCGGGAGCGGGUGGCGGGCUCGGCGUCUCGGCGGCCGGGGCCUGGGAGGUGAGGGGGCGGCGGCGCGCCCGGCCCCGCGCCGUGAUUGGCCGCGCGCCGGCCGCGGCUGAGGCCCGGCGCCGGGCGGGGAGGGCAGGCGGAGCCCGCGGCCGCCGAGCCGGGAAGAUGCUGCUGUCCCUGGUGCUCCACACCUACUCCAUGCGCUACCUGCUGCCGGGCGUCGUGCUCCUGGGCUCGGCGCCCACCUACGUGCUGGCCUGGGGGGUCUGGCGGCUGCUGUCCGCCUUCCUGCCCUCCCGUUUCUACCAGGCGGUGGACGACCGGCUGUACUGGGUCUACCAGAGCAUGGUGCUCUUCUUCUUCGAGAACUACACCGGGGUGCAGAUAUUGCUAUAUGGAGAUUUGCCAAAAAGUAAAGAAAAUAUAAUAUAUUUAGCAAAUCAUCAAAGCACAGUUGACUGGAUUGUUGCUGAUGUCCUGGCCAUCAGGCAAAAUGCUCUUGGACAUGUGCGCUAUGUGCUCAAGGAUGGGCUGAAGUGGCUCCCGUUGUAUGGGUUUUACUUUUCUCAGCAUGGAGGAAUCUAUGUGAAGCGAAGUGCCAAAUUUAAUGAAAAAGAUAUGAGGAAAAAGCUGCAGAGUUAUGUGAACGCAGGAACUCCAAUGUAUCUUGUAAUUUUUCCAGAGGGAACCAGGUAUAAUCCCGGACAGACAGAGCUCCUUUCAGCUAGCCAGGCAUUUGCUGCUCAACAAGGCCUUCCAGUAUUAAAGCAUGUGCUGACACCAAGAAUAAAGGCAACUUACGUUGCUUUUGAUUCUAUGAAGAACUACUUAGAUGCGAUUUAUGACGUUACAGUGGUUUACGAAUGGAAAGACAAUAAAGGACAGCGAGAAGAAUCACCGUCCAUGACAGAAUUUCUCUGCAAAGAAUGUCCAGCGAUUCAUAUUCACUUUGAUCGUAUAGACAAAAAAGAUGUCCCAGAAGAACAAGAAUAUAUGAGAAGAUGGCUUCAUGAACGUUUUGAGAUAAAAGAUAAGUUGCUCAUAGAAUUCUUUGAUUCACCGGAUCCAGAAAGAAGAAACAAAUUUCCUGGGAAAUGUAUUCAUUCCAAACUAAGUCUCAAGAAGACGUUGCCGUCACUGCUGAUCCUGAGUGGAAUGACCGCUGGCUUGCUGAUGACGGAGGUGGGGAGGAAGCUGUAUGUGAACACGUGGCUCUGUGGGACCCUGCUGGGCUGCCUGUGGGUCAGCAUCAGAGCGUGAGCCUAUGGGCAGAGCCUGCUGCCCGCCUCUCCUCUCACUGCUGGCCACACAGUGCAUCAGCUUUUCCUGAGUUUAGUAACAAGUGUAAAUAAAGCCUUGUUGAUUGAACAUUGGAUAAGAUAGAAUUUGUGGCUAAAGCCGAUAUGCAGAUGAUCUUGGGCAAACAUACAUGGUUUUCAGCUCUAGUAAAAGCCCAGUGGAGCUUAUGUGCUCCUUAGCCUCCUGUGAGCUAAUGUCAGCUUCCGAAGAUUAAUAGGAUCGUAUAAUUUGACAUUGUUUUGUAAUUCAGAUGGCUGUAUUUUUUAACAUUAAUUUGCAGCAUAUUUCACUAUAUUUGUUAUUUCCAGUUUUUUUACGACCUGAUAGCUCCAAACUCUUAUCACUGUUUAGUAUCUUACAGCUAUGCAAUACUUGGCUUUUUCUUACUUUCUGCAAACCCAUGAAAGAAAUUGAAUUUAAGUAUGAAGACAUUCAAGGAAAAGGGCAAGAAAUGUUCAUGGGGAGAGAAAUUCUGUUCAGUGAGUGUUUUUAUUGUAUUGUGGUAUUAGCUGAUUUUACUUUAUAUUGAAAAAUAACUAAUGUUUCUAAUAUUUAUUGAAAUCACUUAAUUUGCAUACCCUAUACUCUGCAUAAGAGAAUAAUGUAUCAAAUAUCAGAAUGAAGUUUAAGUUAAAAUUGCGACUGAUUAAUUACAACAGAACUUGAAAUUGCCCAGCUUUUGAAGAUUUAAGCUACACUAUUAGUACUUCCCAACAUCUGUGCCAUAAGUGCUUGAAAACAUUGUUUCCUGUUAUUUUUUAUAUCAGUAAUUACUGUGAGCCUUGUUUGGAUCCGGAGUCCACAGAUAUUUGAGAUGAUUGGAGCCCACAAACAUUACGACUCCAUUUGCUAGCAUGUGCCUUUUGCCUCUUUCUCCUUGAUUUAGCAAACUGUUCGAUUCAGACACCAUUUCUAUGCUAUCUUGGUAGUUUGCACUGUGCCCUCUUCGUUUCUCUGGGACCCCUUCAGAGGUGCUGCUCCAUCCACAGCUUGCACAGUAGACCAGCAGCGACGGGCAGCCAGCCGUGGGCCUGGCUAGGAGGUGAACUCUCCAGGCCUCCUGAGUGAGCUUCCUGGACUCCUGCAGAGGCAUCUCGCCCUUGUUCAGUGUCAAGAACUCUCUUCAUCACAUCAUUCAUCAGGACUGCGUGGAUUUGGGUCUUUUCCGAUGGUUUUAAUGGAGCUACAGAGUGAGAAUAAGAGCUACCUUCCAGGAACCAAAUCACAGUUUUCAGUCAUGGAAAGACAUAGCCCAUGGAAGAAGACCUUUUUAAAGUGUGAUCUGCUCUGUUUUUAUGUUGUGAUUUAAAUACGACUGCCUACUGGUCUUUUAAGAUAACAGUUCUGCUUUCUGUUGGUUAAUGUUUGUUGCAAAAUUAUUUAGUGACCCAGAUGACACACACCAGUUGAAUUAUGAAAAGCAAAAUGGAAAAAAAAAAUCAAGGGAAGUUUUGUCUGACUGUCUUCCGUUACUUUUCCCAAACCAGAGAAUACGCCAUCUCAUACAAUACCUUUGAAGAGUAGCGUGGUGCGAAUCGGUUUCUGUUCGUUGGUACGUCUGUGAAUAAAACGUCCAUAUGCCCAUAUUCCCACAGAAGACAGUCAGCCUCACUGCAAAUGGAGGCCUGGGUCAUACUUGUGAGAAGGUCCUCCUGCUGAAUUGCCUUUUUCUCUUACGUGUAAAGUGAAAUUUAAAUUAAUCCCAUGUCUUUGUUAAAUCCUUUUUUUUAAACAGUCUUAAUUUUAGAGCUGAUUUCUGAUUAGAUCAAAAUGAAUUUAAGUUGUGGAACUUGGAAUAUCAUGGAUAUGCUCCAUAUUUAAAUUUUAAGAGACAAUACCAUUAGAAUUAUGUGGAUUAUAACUGAUUUUAACAAGGCAAAGUGACCUUCAUAAGGUCACUUGAAUAUGGUGUUUCUUAGGACUGUACUUAACUCUCUUCUCACAAAAGAUCACUAAAACACGGGAGUUGGAAACAUUUUUGUAUCAAAAUGUUUAAAAAGUCAGAAACUUAACAUGUAUUGAUAUUGACUUGAAUUAACUGUUUCUAAAAUUAAAAACCGUAUGCCUACCUAUAAAUCUUUUCACAUGUCAUUUAAGCUUUCAUUGUAUUAUUGAUGAUUUACAGCUUACUUUACUUAUUUUUUUCCUUUUUAAGAAUGCCAUCAUUGUGCAUGCUUUUAUGUUUUUCAGCAAAGGGUGUGUUUGGAUGAAAGUAAAAAAUAAAGUAAAAUCUUUCACUCUC